Molecule: messenger RNA, 993 nt
Organism: Solanum pennellii
Lineage: Eukaryota; Viridiplantae; Streptophyta; Magnoliopsida; Solanales; Solanaceae
Product: cytosolic endo-beta-N-acetylglucosaminidase 2-like
Exons: 2
Coding region: 1-993 (330 amino acids)
Biological process (GO): protein deglycosylation
Molecular function (GO): mannosyl-glycoprotein endo-beta-N-acetylglucosaminidase activity
Source: RefSeq, a predicted model, not a curated record
AUGCAUGUUAACAUAUUGGGGCUUUAUGUGAUUCCUUUUUUCAUAAUAGCUUCUAGCUGGUGUGCGUCUCUGUUCAAUGAUUUGAUUUGGGAACUGGUCAUCUGCAUUGGAUUUGACCUAUGCUUGGAUGUUGCAGUAGUAGGGAACCUAAUAUUCAAUGGAACACUUGAGAGUGAUUUUCAGUUCUCAGCAAGGUUGUUUGAAGGGAAGCUUCUGUUAGGAGAUUCAGCUGUUCAUUUUACAUAUUCUGUAAAAUCAAAUGGAAGCUCACUGUUGGGCUUAUCUCUUGAGUUCACUUCUGCUGCCGCGGAGCAAAAAUCAGUAUUACUUGCUUCUUCGGGUGAUUCUUUGCUAACUAUGAUUCGUUUUGUUAGACAUUUUGACAAUGUUAUAAUGCCUCAUCGUGUUACUAAAUUAGAGAGUGAAUCAUCAUGGGUCAUACGAGAAAGUAAUAUAUUGAUGGAAGGAUACACAUUAACAAAAAUCCAUGCUGUAUGCUAUAAAUUAAGGCCUGAAGUUCACAAAUCAGAAAGUCAAGGUAAAACCAUGGCGCUUUCUCCAUCAGAAUAUCAUGCAAUGCUUGGUGAUCUUGCAAUAAAUAGUUUGACGCUGAAUUCCGACUUCCCACCAUCAACUUCAUGGCUUGUUGAAGGAAACUUCACUAAAUUGUCGUCUUCCGGUUCAAAUGACUCCAGGAAACUCAAUGUCAAGAUUGAUUGGAAAUUGAAAGGCGGGAAGACUCACCCUUUCCCCAAGUAUAAUAUCUACGUCAAGAAACAACCCGAUCUCUUAAUUGCAGAAUCAAAUGGAUCACUUCAGCUAGUCCACGAGUACCUGGGAGUUGCGGUACUUGAAGCAUAUUAUGUAUCAGAUCUUGUAGUACCCUCUGGCACUUCAAGCAUUACAUUCAUCAUUCAAGUUUGCAGUCUGGAUGGAUCUCUCCAAAAGCUAGAAGAGUCUCCAUCUCCUGAUUUAGAUGUUCAAGGUUCUUAA